GGUGCUCCUUUUUGGAUGGGGGCCCAGGUCCGACCUAGGGAGCCAGGGCCGAGACCCGGAACUGUUUACUCAGCGCGACGGGGUCCGACCACUGUCCAAUCGAAAGCCUCUCGGGAGGCGGGAGCCCUGCAUUAUUGUCCAAUCAGAAAGCCGGGGGUCGGCAACUGGGGGUCCGCCAAUCAUAGCGUCCGGCGUGAGACCCGCGGUCCAAUCAGAGUCAGGGGACGGAGAGCGCGGCCCCGGCGUCCCCGGGAGGGUUCCCCGGGAGGGUUCCCCGCUCAGCUGCAGCGUCGCGUGGCCGCGGAGGAGCGCAGGAUGGGAUCUGUGACCUUUGAGGACGUGGCUGUGAACUUCACCCUGGAGGAGUGGGCACUGCUGAGUUCGGCUCAGAGGGACCUGCACAGAGAGGUGAUGCUGGAGACCUGGCAGAACCUGGCCUCAGUAGAAAACUCUGGAGACCAUCCCAUGGAAGAUGAGCCUGAGACCCAAGGGGCACACCUGAGAGGUCGUGUGGAGGACAGCCUCAGUGGAGGCGGCGAGGCUCCCCUCAGCCCCGGCCCUCGUCCCGGCCAGUGCGCGCGAGGUGCUCCUGACCCGAGGCCGUGCGGGCGCCCCGGCUGUGCCGCAGCCUUCGUGCGCCUCUCCUGCCCCGGGAGGCCCGCCGGGUGGCCCAGUGGACAGUGGCCCUGUGGGCGUCGGGGGUGCGGACCGGCCUGCACCUGCCCCUGGCUCCUGGGCAGCCUCGGAGAGAAAGCCAGCGGGGAGGAACCGCGCGCGGGGGCCUUUCCUCCUCUGUCCUCCCUCACGGGACAGCUCGCGGCGCGCACUGAAGGCGGAAGCGACGCGGGCCAGGCGUGGGCGACAGCGCCCCCCGGGGUGUGCAGUCCCUCGGGCCUCGCGACGGGGGACCACGCGGCCGAGGGGCCGGGUAGGAGUGAGGUCCGUGGGAAGGACUCUGUCCGCGCCUCCCGGAGACCCGCGGGGACCGUCCCUGGGGGGAAGCCCUACGCGUGCGAGCAGUGCGGCCGGGGCUUCCAGCACUCCAGGUCCCUCACGCGACACAGGAAGACGCACCACGGAGCCCAGGACACCCGCGAGGGCCAGCGCGCCGAAGGCCAGCGCGGCGCGGGCCCGGCGGGGGCUCGGAGGGAGUUCGCGUGCAGCGAGUGCGGGAAGGUCCUGGCCUACCCGUCGGCCUUCCAGAACCACCUGCGGACGCACUCCGGGGCCAAGCCGUACGCCUGCGGGCAGUGCCGGAGGCCCUUCAAGUACCCGCAGUCGCUGCAGCGCCACCAGAUGACCCACGCCCGCAAGGAGCCCUACGAGUGCGCGCGCUGCGGGAAGACCUUCAGCCUGCCCGAGACCCUGCGCGCGCACGGGGCCAUGCACGCCGCCGAGGGCCAGCCCUCGGCCCCCCCGGGCCCGUGAGGGGACCCGAGGGCCCACGUUGCGGGGGCCCUUCCCAGGGUCGGUGUGGAAAAGCCUCCGGUGGCCUCCCCGCGUCGGACGAAUGUGGGAGACGAGGGAAGGCACCCCUGAUCCCAGGUCGUGUCAAGGUCACCGGGACCUCACGCUGGAGAGAAGCCCGAUGAACGUGAGCAGCGUGGGAGCCUCGGCCGGCCCCAUCCCUGAUCGUCAUGGGGGGAGCCCACCCGGGAGAGCAGAGCGUGGGAAGUGGCUUCAGGUGGCUCCUUGGAAACCACGCCAAGAAGGCGCCCUGGGCAGGCGCCUAGGAAUGCAUGUGACACUCAGGAGCUCUAGCCAUCAGUCACCCGCAGAACACCCAAGAGCAUCACCAGAAAUCAGUAAUUGUGACAAAUAUGGGGUCACUCCAUGCAAAUUCAUGUUCAAUGCUGUAAAAACCUCAGUACACGGGAGAAAAAGACCACAUGCUGUCAAUACCCCAUACUGCCAAUACCACGUGCUGUCAGUACCCCAUACUGUCAAUACACCAUACUGUCUCAAUACCACAUACUGUCUAUACCCCAUACUGUCUAUACCCCAUACUGCCAAUACCACGUACUGUCUAUACCACGUACUGUCUAUACCCCAUACUGUCUAUACCCCAUACUGCCAAUACCACGUACUGUCAAUACUCCAUACUGUCUAUACCCCAUACUGCCAAUACCACGUACUGUAUCAAUACCACAUACUGUCAAUAGCCCAUACUGUCAAUACCCACAUACUGUCAACCUCUCAUGCUUAAAAUGGACCCAUGGGCAAUGAGCAUCCCACUCUUGCACGGACCUAAGGAAGCGCUCCUCUCAGCUAUACUGCAGAGGGGAGUGGUUGAUGCUCUUCUUCACUUAACUCUUUUCUCAUUUUGAAGUUGCUGCACCCAUGGUGAUUUCAAAUGCAUUUUUAAUGUAACAAUAGGUUUGAUUUUUAUAUACUAAGUUUUUCUGUUACUUAAAUAUUAUUAGAGUAGCACUUACACUCUUGUUGAUUGUAUUUAUCAGUUCACACCACACAAACGCAGGGGUACUUCACCACUGAGCCCGACCCCCAGCCUCCCACACCCUUUAUGGACAGGGUCUUGCUAAGUUGCGGAAGGCCUCACUGUGCUGGGGCUGACCUCAAACAUGCGAUCCUCCUGCCUCAGCCUCCUGAGUUGCUGGGAUAACAGGUGAGUGCCAGCCACCACACCUGGUUCUAAACCAAGACAUUCUUUCUCUGGUUUUUAUUUUCUUUUUCUUUUUAGUGGAGAACAGACUAGUACAUCAUGUGUCUCUGCA
Molecule: messenger RNA, 2735 nt
Organism: Marmota monax (woodchuck)
Lineage: Eukaryota; Metazoa; Chordata; Mammalia; Rodentia; Sciuridae
Product: zinc finger protein 555
Exons: 4
Coding region: 16-1428 (470 amino acids)
Biological process (GO): negative regulation of transcription by RNA polymerase II
Cellular component (GO): nucleus
Molecular function (GO): DNA-binding transcription repressor activity, RNA polymerase II-specific; RNA polymerase II transcription regulatory region sequence-specific DNA binding
Source: RefSeq, a predicted model, not a curated record